AUGGAUGAUUGCAAAGAAGAAAGCUGCAUAGCAGCGGAAGCAGCAACGGCGGCAACAGCAUCCCCCAGCACUACCAUAAAUGACUUAAACGACGACUGCUUGGAAUGCAUUUUUGAAUGGAUACAGGAUCUACCAAGUCAAAUACAAAUUGCCAAAUGUUGUAGACGUUUUCGUAAUGUUAUGCUGAAUUUAUGGCGAAGGCAACCUCAGCAUCGAACAUUGGCCUACAACAUCUUGCCCACCAUUGUACAAAACUAUGACCUUUUGGCAUAUUACUUGCAUUUGAUGCAAGAUGAAUUCCGAACACUGCAAAUAAUCGAUGACUGCCUUAAUGUUUUUCUCAAGGAAAUGGAAGAAUGUGGCAUUCGAUGUCUGCACCGCGUAGAGAGAUGUGAAUUUCACGACGAUGUCACCGAAUGCUAUCCCAGUGAUGAGGAUAUUGAAUGUUUAAGCAGAUUAGUGCCUAAUUUGAAAUACCUCCAAAUAACCGUACCCAUUACAGGAAGGAAUCUAUCGAAAUUCCAAUAUUUAGAAGAGCUAUAUUUGUACGAUGAACAGACAAAACCAAAGGAAAUUGAGGAUGAUGCUCUCAGGGAUAUACUUAAGAAUUUAAAACAUUUGCGGGUUUUGGAUAUACGGAAUUUUGAAACGAGUCGUUUGCGUCUAAUGCCUGACAUAGUGGAAUGCAGUUGUUUACAAGUAUUGAAAUUGAAUUUAAAUACCCUGAAAGAUGUACUAGAAUAUGUAUUGAAACUGCCACAAUUGAAACAACUAAAAGUCCUGCUCGAUCAAGAUAUUGAUGUGUCGCUAAUUGGCAAUGUUGACACCUAUGAUUAUAAGAUCUAUGAAACUCAAGAAUACUAUCACAUUUUAAAAGAAAAAGGUCCCAGCAUUGAAGGUUUAGCUGUGGAUUUUCAUUUUCUACCGGUGAGUUCAACAUGGAAUGUGGAUUUUCUUUGCUUGAAUCCGGAGAAAUUGCGUAUAUUGGCUCUAUGCAAUUACAACUUUAAUGCAACAAAAUAUGAAAAUUGUAAUUUUGCCCAUUUGGAAAUUUUGUGUCUUCGACAUUCAGAGAAUUUGGAAGCAGUUGCCAUUUUGGAUAUGUUACAUUUGUGUCCUGUAUUAAAACAUCUUGAUAUCAGCUAUUGUCUGAAUUUGGAUAAGUCACUAUUAAAUGCCUUGACACGGUAUUUGGAAAGUGAAAAGAGAUCACAUAAAUUGUGUGUAUAUUAUAGAAUGUCCGGCUUAGAGGCGGAAAUUGAAAAGAAUCUCUCGUUUUGGUCUACACAAAAGUAUAUAAAAUUACUAAACGACUUUCCUCCAGAUUCCGAUAUGGGAUUAAGUUAUGUCCAAAGAGGCUAUGCCUUUUAUUUUUAA
Molecule: messenger RNA, 1377 nt
Organism: Musca vetustissima
Lineage: Eukaryota; Metazoa; Arthropoda; Insecta; Diptera; Muscidae
Exons: 3
Coding region: 1-1377 (458 amino acids)
Molecular function (GO): protein binding
Source: RefSeq, a predicted model, not a curated record